AUGUCUUACGGAAAUGGCAGUAGCGGCGGCGGCUGGCGUUCAGGCGGAGGCGGCGGUGGCGGUGGUGGUGGCGGCGGAUACGGUGGUGGUGGAGCAAGUUAUGGCGGCGGCGGCUACGGUGGAGGCGGAUACAGCAGUGGUGGUUAUGGUGGCGGUGGCGGUGGCUACGGCGGCGGUUCCGGUGGGUUCGGUGGCGGAGACCGCAUGAACAACCUCGGUGCCGGCCUCAAGAACAUCGACUGGGGCAAUGCCAACCUGAUCCGCUUCGAGAAAAACUUCUACACCGAGGACAAGCGCGUCGCCUCCCGCAGCGAUGCCGAAAUCGAGGCGUUCCGCAGGGAAAAGCAGAUUUCCAUCACUGGCCGCGGCGUCCCCAAGCCCAUCAUGAGCUUUGAUGAGGCUGGCUUCCCCGACUACAUUCUCUCUGAGCUGCGCAAACUCGGUUUCAAGGAGCCCUCAGCGAUUCAGUCGCAAGCAUGGCCCAUGGCCCUCAUGGGGCGUGAUCUCGUCGCCAUCGCAGAGACCGGUUCCGGCAAAACAAUCGGUUUCGCUCUGCCUGCAAUCGUACACAUCAAUGCGCAGCCGCUACUUUCGCCUGGCGAUGGGCCCAUCGCCCUCUUCUUGGCCCCCACGCGUGAACUGGCUGUGCAAAUUCAAGGCGAGUGCGACCGUUUCAAGUCCACCAGCAGAAUCAGGACAUGCGCUGUGUAUGGCGGUGUGCCCAAGGGCCAGCAAAUCCGUGACCUUUCUCGUGGUGCCGAAAUUGUUGUUGCCACACCGGGGCGUCUAAUCGACAUGCUCGAGUCUGGAAAGACCACCCUUCACCGCGUUACCUACCUUGUCAUGGACGAAGCCGACCGUAUGUUGGAUAUGGGUUUCGAGCCGCAGAUUCGCAAGAUUAUCGCUCAGAUCCGGCCAGACAGGCAGACGCUCAUGUUCUCCGCCACGUGGCCAAAGGACGUGCAAAACCUCGCUAAGGACUUCCUCAAUGACGGAUACCAAGUCAACAUUGGCUCACACGAACUCGCUGCCAACCACAAUGUCACGCAGAUCAUUGAGGUAUGCUCCGAGUACGAAAAGCGCGGCAAGCUCGUCGGCCACCUCGACCACAUUUCUCAGGAGAAUGCCAAGGUACUCAUCUUCACUGGCACAAAGCGCGUUGCGGACGACCUUACCAAGUUCCUGCGACAGGACGGUUGGCCCGCGCUCGCAAUCCACGGAGACAAGCAACAGCAGGAGCGUGAUUGGGUCUUGGCCGAGUUCAAGACGGGUCGGUCACCCAUCAUGGUCGCGACAGCCGUCGCGUCGCGUGGUCUCGGUAAGGUCUAUUCGUCGCCUUCCAUGUCUUCCACUUGCAAUCCCUGCCAACCUGGUGGUGGCCGCCCUGCCCUUCUCAUGUGCUGGAAGGCAGGUCUUGAUGGCAGCGCGCGUCUCUUCCUUCCUUGGAGCGACAUGCUCGUCCCGAUGGAUGCGGGCUCGAUCGGUCUCCCCAUUUUGCCAGCCGUUUCAUCUAACGCCCUUGGUGGAGACCGCCCAUGCAAACGCGUGGACAGCAUGUCGCUCAUUAUCCUCGGAUACCCUUUACGCGCGCUCACCCUGAAACCUUCGAAGCCUGCCCUCACCAAAGCAGACAGCAACACGCGAGAAGAGGGAAGAGCGAGACUAGUCCUGCGAUCCAAUCACGGGCCGUCUUGUCGCAACUUUCUGAUCGCAGGCCUCGUCUUCAUACUAGCGGGCGUGCGCGAUGAUAUCGGUUACGUUAUCAACUACGACGUUCCGACCAACAUUGAGGACUACGUUCACCAAAUUGGCCGUACUGGUCGUGCUGGUCGCAAAGGUACUGCAUACACCUUCUUCACUACCGACAAUUCCAAGAGCGCACGUGAGCUUGUCGGCAUUCUGCGCGAAGCUAACCAAAAGAUCCCGCCCGAGCUCGAGGACAUGGCUCGGUUCGGUGGUGGUGGUGGUGGCUCCCGCUACGGUCGUGGUGGUGGCCGUGGCGGUCGUGGUGGCGGCAGGACUGGCGCCAAUGCUUACGGAAUGAGUGGUGGCAGUCGCUGGUAA
Messenger RNA from Tilletiaria anomala UBC 951, 2064 nucleotides. RefSeq names its product DEAD-domain-containing protein. NCBI's taxonomy places the organism in Eukaryota, Fungi, Basidiomycota, Exobasidiomycetes, Georgefischeriales, Tilletiariaceae. Gene Ontology annotation, cellular component: cytoplasm; ribonucleoprotein complex; nucleus. Bases 1 to 2064 code for a protein of 687 amino acids. Gene Ontology annotation, biological process: rRNA processing. Gene Ontology annotation, molecular function: ATP binding; RNA helicase activity; RNA binding. The transcript has 9 exons. The record is from RefSeq and is a predicted model, not a curated record.